Messenger RNA from Lonchura striata (white-rumped munia), 6614 nucleotides. The record is from RefSeq and is a predicted model, not a curated record. Lineage: Eukaryota; Metazoa; Chordata; Aves; Passeriformes; Estrildidae.
CGCGGGGACGGUGACAGCGGCAGCGCUGCCGGGCCGCGGCGGAGCGCAGCGGCCGCACCUGGGCGAGGAGGACGAGGCCGCCGGCGGCGGCGGGCCGGAUCGCAUCAUGGCCUCGGGUGGCGGCGGCGGCGGCGGCGGCAAGAUCCGGACCCGACGGCACCACCUGGGAGCCGCCAAGCCGCCCUACGCGAGGGGCAAGCAGCAGCUGGGACUCCUUAGCAGAGUGACUGAAUCAGUGAAAAACAUUGUACCAGGAUGGCUGCAGAAGUAUUUCAAUAAAAGUGAAGAUAAAUGUGUAGAUAUGAAUGAAUCUGCAAGUGAGGAAGAGAAUCCAGUAAACUAUCACCAUGAUUAUGCAAAUGAAGAUACCAUGGUAAUUGAUGGGAGAGUCACGCCUGAAUCAGCAAGAAUUAAUUUAGAAGAACCAUCCACGAGCAGGUCUGCGCUGAACUUCUCGGAUGUGUUAACAAGGCCCUCCCUUCACCGGAGCCAUUUGAACUGCACCGUGCUGGAUUCCACAGUCCCACACUGUCAGCCCUCCACAUCUGCCACACUUGGCAUCGGCAGUCCUGGGCUGUCCCUCGUAAAGGAAAUAAAAGAUUCUACCUCUCAGCAUGACGACGAUAACAUCUCAACAACCAGUGGCUUCUCCUCUAGAGCAUCUGAUAAAGAUAUCACAGUUUCAAAAAAUACUUCAGCACCACUGCUUUGGUCCCCGGAGGCUGAAAGAUCUCAUGCCCUCUCACAGCAUCCUGCAUCUAGCUCUAAAAAACCUGCAUUCAAUUUGUCUGCUUUUGGAUCUCCCUCUUCUUCACUUGGAAACACUUCUGUCUUUAAGACAAGACAGCUUGGGGAUUCUCCAUUUUACCCAGGAAAGACCUCUUAUGGUGGUGCAGCUGCAGCAGCGAGACAGACAAAAGUCCAGAUUUCUGCUUACCAGCCACCGAUAAAAAGACAAGUGAAAGCUAAACAAGCAAAUGUGCAAUCCUAUGGUGUGACAAGUUCCACAGCACGGCGCAUCUUGCAGACAUUGGAGAAGAUGUCAAGCCCUUUGGCAGAUGCUAAAAGGAUUCCAUCUUCUGUUUCUAGUCCGCUGUCUUCUCCUGUGGACAGGAGUGUGCUGAAUGUGACUAAUUUCCAAUCCAGACAAAACCAGGUGGACUCACAACAUCCUCCUGUCCAGAAACUUGUGACACCAAAGCCAAUCUCCCUGACAGGGAGUCGGAUCACAUAUUUUAAACCAUCUCUGAAAUCAGCUACUAAUUCCAGAAAAAUUCACCAAAGGGUAGAUACGGACCAUCAAGACAUGAUGGAGGAGAGUUUUCCUGCAGAAAAGCCUGUAAAAUCAUCUGAAAGCAAUUUGAGCUACCCCAAACUCGAUACUCCUGCAUCCAAUGGUCUGUCUUUGGGAGGUAGGAUGGAGAGUGCCUGUGGCAAGAUGAGAAGGGAAAGGGAGCGAUACUCUGCAUCAAGACCUGCACAAAAACAACAACUGAUGGAGCAAGAAGUGCUACCUGAAGUACCCCUGCCCAUCAGUACUGCAUCGCUGCCGACGUUCAGCUUCAGUUUCCCUACCAGUAGUGCUGUCUCCUCAUCACCCAGCAUUGUUUCAAAAGCAGUGAUGAACAAGGUACAACCAGCGAGUAAUGUUGGCAGUCCUACAUUUGUAUUUUCAUCUCCAAUUGUGAAAUCUACUGAGGUGGAAGUGCUACCUCCCUUGUCUCAAAUUAAGUUUACAUUUAGUGUUCCUGUCGUAAAGUCAUCAGAGCUUUCUGGAUCCACUGAUACACCAGUGACAUCCAUCCUUAGUCCAGGUAGUGCCACUGUAAACAGCACCAGCAAUAAGAAGGAAGAAGAAGAAUAUGAUGGGUUCUGCAAACCUGCUAAGUUCUUAAAGCAAGGAAGUGUGUUGGACAUUCUAAAAAGCCCCGGCUUUAUGUCUGGGAAAUCACCCUCCUGUUCAUCUGCACAGCCUGUUACGAGCACAGUGGUCUAUACAAGGCCUGCAAUAAGUAGUUUUUCUGCAGGUAAAGACGCCUCUAAACAAGCAUCCUCGUUUUGGCAGUCUGACACACAUGACCCGUGUCUGCAGAACAAAACCACAGAUGGCAAAUGUGUAACAUGUGAAGCUGCUAAAGUGUCCACUGUUGAGGGUACGAAGCAAACGAUCAGUGUGAGUCCAUGUGUCUCCUCCAAGGCAACAGUCCCUACAGCAGGGACGCUGGGCUUUGAAGACAAAUUUAAACCAGCACCCAACACAUGGGAUUGUGAUACCUGUCUGGUCCAGAACAAACCUGAAGCUACGAAGUGUAUAGCAUGUGAGACACCAAAGCCUGGAACUGGAGUGAUGCCUGCUCUCACAAUGCCAAUGGUCACGGACAACUCGGUGACAGUGACAUCCACCUCCAGCAGCACUGGCACAGCAGUCACUCUGGGGUUUGGAGACAAAUUUAAACAGCCAAAAGGCUCUUGGAACUGUUCAGUGUGCCUUCUACAAAAUAAGGCAGAAGACAGCAAAUGUGUAGCUUGUCAGUCUGAGAAACCAGGGAGUUCAGUGCCUGUGACCAGUAGCAGUGUUUCUGCAUUUUCUGCUUCUUCUGGAGGUUUUCUGGAUUUAGACAAAUUCAAGAUGCCUGAAGGAAGUUGGGAAUGUGAGGUCUGCUUAGUCCAAAACAAAGCAGAAGCCACAAAAUGCAUAGCCUGUGAAAAUAUGAAGCCAGGCACCAAAGCAGAGCUCAAAGGUUUUGGUACUGCUACUGUGUCUACAAAUGCUGCAAUGCCAUCAUUUACAUUUGGUGUCCCGUCAUCAUCCUCUGAAUCUUCGCAAACAUUAGGUAGCACAGGAGAUGUUAAAUUUGGAGAACAAAGUAGCUUUAAGUUCGGCAUCACAUCCGAAUCUACAUCAUCUAACACUGUGACUGGAGGGUUUAAGUUUCCUACUGGUUCAGGGAACUUCAAAUUUGGAGUUUCUUCCUCAGACUCUAAAUCAGAAGAUAGCAAAAAAGAAAGUAAAAGUAACAGUUUUACCUUCGGACUUCCAUCUACAAGCAGUCAGGCUCCUUCAACAUUUCAGUUUGGAACGACGAGUCUGGGACAGCAGGAAAAGAAAGAGGAACCAGUUUUGGGAGGAUUUGGUUUUGCUACAAGUUCUAUUUCUUCCAUAGCUACUAAUGAGAAUAAAACUGGAAUCGGUGGCUUCACUUUUGGAACUGUGGCAGAAAAGGAUGCAGCAUCACCUGCUUUGCCAUUUAAGAAGUCAGAUGAGAAAAAGGAUGAAACUGUUUCAACAAAGGGAGGUUUCUCUUUUGGUAGUGUGGAGUCUGCACCUGCCUCACAGUUUGUUUUGGGAAGGGCAGAAGAGAAGCAAGACCCUGUCACUUCUGCUGGUCCUUUAGCAUUUGGAAAGAAAGCUGACAGUGAAGAGAUAAAGGCACAGCCUAUCUUUUCAUCUGGGACAGCUGAGCAUACCAAAGAGGAGAGCACAGCAAAACCUGUAUUCAAUUUUAGUUUUGGUAAACCAUCAGAAAAGGAAAGUGAGCAGGCAAAGGCACCUUUUGCCUUUGGAGCACCAACCAGUACCUGCGAUCAAGGAGCAUCCUUCAGCUUCUUGAGCUCUAGUUCCUCCAACACAGUGGUACCCACCACUUCAGCCAACAGCAGCAGUGUGUUUGGCAGCAGCCUCUCUUCCUCAAACCCUCAGCCAGUUCCCACUCCCUUUGUGUUUGGACAACCCAGCAACACUGUGACCAGCUCUGUUUUUGGCAAUCCUGCAGAAUCUGCAACAUCUCAGUCAUUUGGCUUCUCUCAAGAGAACAAACCAGCAACCACAUCUUCUAGCACUGGCUCGACUCUUACUCCAUUUCUCUUUCGUUCAGGAGAGAGCAGUACAAAUGCAGCAAAUUCAGGAUUUACUUUUGGAGCCACAACUACAUCAAAUUCAACAGGGUCAUCGUCUUCAUUUCUGUUUGGCUCUGGGCCCCCAGCGCCUGCUGCUGGCUCAGCCUUUGGCACCAGUCAGUUACCAGCAUUUGGCCCAAGCCCAGGCUCCAGCCAGCAAAGCGCUCCAAGUUUUGGAUCGCUGUCGACAACGUUGUUUUCUGCUGGCUCCCACCCUGCUCCUUCUGCAUUCGGCUCGGUGACAAGCAGCACUCAGCCCUCUGUGUUUGGACAGCAGGCAGCCCAUCAGCCAGCUUUUGGCUCUGGUACCCCCAGUGCUGGUUCUGUAUUCCAGUUUGGAAGCAAUACUACUAAUUUCAGCUUUCCAAAUAACCCAGGAGUAUUCACUUUUGGUGCAAAUCCUCCUGCAUCAGCCGCUCCUGGCACUUCGGGAUUUUCGUUCAACCAGCCUCCAACAUUUACAGUGGGGACUAAUGGGAAAAAUGUUUUCUCUGCCUCUGGAUCUUCAGUUCCUGGUCGGAAGAUAAAGACUGCAAUUAGACGUAGAAAGUAAACGCCCGAUCGGUAAAGCAUCAAAAACAUUGGAAGCAGCUACUAUCCUGAAUUGUUCAGCUAUUAUCCUGAAAUGUUCAGCUACUACCCUGAAUCGUUCAGUUACUGGGAUUGUACCUCAUACUGGCUUGUCGGAAGUCAGAUCUGCCUAAAGGAAUAUAAAACUUAGCUUUCCUGUCCUUCCCUCCCCUCUACCCGUUACAUUUUUUUGGUAGCAAGUAAAGUUGGCAACAAGGCUGUUUCUCAAGCAAAAGUCUCAAGUUACUUCUUCCACUGACUCAGCAUGGUCUGGCUGUAGCCCCGAGUAGAGCCUGCACAGUGAAUGGCUUGUCGAUACCUCUUCAUCCGCACCACUACGUGCGCUCAUCCGCGUUUACUGACGCCUCGAAAUUGUAAUUAUAUCAGCGAGGGAUGCUGUAUAGAGUAGAGAAUGUUGAUAACGAAUGAUUUCUAUGCUGAGUUUGUGCUGGUGUAUGUGUGAAGUGAGUGAGUUUGGGUGUAUUGUGCACUAAAAUUUUCUGAUAGGGGAAGACUGAUUAAAGGAUGAUCCAUGCUAAGGACUUGUUAGAUCUGUAGUUCUUCAUUUAAUAAUUAUAUGCUAUUUCUAUAUUUUCAUUCUUACAGCCCUUUAUCACCUGUCUCGCCUUGUUAUUUUAUUACGAAAUGUGUAAAUACGGUUUUGUUUCUCUAUGUACUUUUUUGGCAUAACAAAUCUGUGAAAUUGAAAUUUUAAUUUUGUGUGUUACAGCCAUUUUUGUUUAGUAUUGUCUCAGAUUUUAUGUAAAUCCCAUUAUUCAAAGUUGCCUAAAUCCAUUUAGAAAAUCUUUAAAAUUGGGAAUUCUUAAAGUAAGUUUAUUGGCUUUUCUGAUCCAUUUUUGUUUGGACCAAAAACCAGUAUUGUACAAAGUAUUAAGUAUAUAUUUUUAUAUUUACUGAAAUGGACUGUGGUGACUUUGGAUAAUAAGGAAAAGUUUAAUAUUAAAGCCAUGUUUAUUACAGUAUAAUUAACAUGUUAAACCAUGGGAUAAAUGCCAUCAAUAAAAACUGCGAAAUAUUACCUGGCAAUUUUAACUCUGUAAAGGCAUCCCCAACUGUAACUGUAUGAGGUCGUUCCCUGAGCCUCAGCAAUGUCUCAUGCUUUCUUCAACCUGUGCUUUUUUGCAUAGAUUUUAGAGGAUCUUAAAUUUAGAAGUCUCCUCUUAGGAAAGAAGAGUUUUAUUGUAGGCUGAAGUUUGGAGCAGUUUUAUCAAUGUGUCAGCUGGCUGCAGUUAAUUUUUUGUAGUGCUAUUAAAGAAACCCAACCUAAUGUUUUCAAACAUUCACCACUUUUCUAACUGAAGACUGGAAAUGAGUAAUGGGGGGGAGGCACUUCUGUAGCAGUUACAGGAACUUCUUGGAGAACAGACCCUAUUCUAGUAAAAUCAGAGGAAAUGCUUGUUCAUGUGGGGGCCCACAGCUGGAUUUGUACCAAGUCACAGCAGUCUGUCUCUGACUCAGACAUGAAUUCUUCCCUCAGCUAGAAGGGCAGAGACCUGCAUCGCCGUCAGAUGGUGUAAAUGUCUUUCAGAGGCGCUGCUGGGCCUUGGCUGACACUUCAGAUCCCAGUACUGCUCCCCGCUCCUGCAGGUGCUGCUGGUAUGAGGUGAGAUGCCUUCCAGGCAUAAACUGGACAUAACAAGAGGGCAAAGGCCAACUGCUCUUUUCAGGUGUAGGGCCCCAGUCACUGUUCCUAGAAACAGAAAAUGCUCAGCAACUUGACUUUCAAACUACAUACACACACUCUCACUGCUAUUCAGGCAGUCAGACCAUGCCACUGCAGCCAUGAAAGGAUUAUUUGCAAUUAUGCAUUUCCAGCUGUCUACAUGUGAAAAAUGCCACAGCUUUCCACCUUCUCCCCCUUAGCCCUGAAGCACCUGCCAAGUACUUGUCCUUCAAGCAGAAACAAGCCACAUGUGGGAUGCAGCUUGCAUAAGAGACAAACUAAAAGCGGGCCAACAGCACAAUGUAUACAUAUUUCCAUGGACAGGCUCUGUGUUCUUGCAUUGUAAUUGUUUUCUUUACCUGCUGUGGUAAGGGUGGUAUUUUUCUAUAGGGUAAGAGAUACCUUCCCUUAUACCUGAAUUGUUAGUAAUAAAGUUUUAGCCAACAGUGUUGCUUUUCCCUUC